AUGUCAGAUCCAGACCAGUACACUGUUGGUUGGAUAUGUGCCUUGGAGACAGAAUACGUCGCUGCCCGAGCUUUUUUCGAGAAGAAACAUCCUCGCCCGGAGACGCUUUCGCCAAACGAUAAUAAUCACUACACGCUGGGGGAAGUCGGCGGUCAUCGGAUUGUUAUUGCCGUUCUGCCAGAUGGAGAAUACGGGAUAUCAUCAGCUGCUGGGGUGGCUAGGGAUAUGGUCCACAGCUUUCCGAACAUCCGAUUUGGGCUCAUGGUUGGGAUUGGUGGUGGGGUGCCUACAAAGCAUGACAUCCGUCUUGGCGAUGUUAUCGUGAGCUCAUCUCGAAAUGGGAGAGGUGGCCUGCUGCAAUACGACCUCGGUAAAGAGUUGCAAGGGCAAGAGUUCUAUCAAACCGGGUUCUUGAACCAGCCGCCGCCGAUUCUACGCACAGCUGUCGCUGGGCUCCAAGCACAGUAUGAGGAGGAGGGCCAUCAGUUGAAGGAGAGCAUUCAAGCCGUGCUUGAAGGCAAUAAUCGACUGAAACGGAGAUAUAUGCAAUCUCCUUUCGAGGCCGACAGACUUUUUGAAAGCCAGUUUGCUCAUCUGAAUCCCCAUGCCAACUGUGGCGAGAUUUGUGACAGUUCAAACUUGAUUUGUCGACCAAAGCGAACCGAUGAGGAAUAUGACCCUGCUAUUCACUAUGGCUUGAUAGCAUCUGGGAACAGAGUGAUCAAGGAUGCAAUAUUCCGUGAUAAGCUAGCAGCAGAGAAGGAUGUUUUAUGCCUUGAAAUGGAAGCAGCUGGAUUAAUGAACCAUUUCCCUUGCUUGGUUAUCCGUGGUGUUUGCGACUAUGCCGACUCGCACAAGGGCAAGGAAUGGCAAGGUUGGGCUGCAAUGAUGGCGGCUGCAUAUGCAAGGGAUCUCUUGUAUCAAAUUGUCCCCCAGCGGGUAAAGGCUGAGCGAAGAGUCAGCGAACUAUUGGAUGGAAUCAAAAGCCAACUGGCUAACGUAUCCAAGGACAUCGACAACCUUCGUUCGAUCACUAGCGGAUCGGCGCAAGAAGUACAUGCGCUUGCCGAGAGCAUUGAUUUGAAGGAUCUACCAGUUGCUACAGGAGCUGAAUUUGGAACAUAUAUGGAUCAACACGAAGAAGAAUGCCUCCCAGGGACCCGAAAAGAGCUUCUCCUCGACAUUCGAGAUUGGGCUGUAUCAGAUCAAGGAAAAUGUAUUUUCUGGCUGAAUGGUUUGGCCGGAACUGGCAAGUCCACAAUAUCACGAACCGUGGCAAAAGACCUUCAGGAGCAAGGGCUGUUGGGGGCGAGCUUCUUCUUCAAGAGAGGUGAAGGAGACCGCGGUAACGCAGCUCGCUUCUUUCCUACUAUCAUCCAACAGCUAUUUACCAGAAUCCCGGAACUUCGCGCUGCUAUCCUGCAGGCGAUUCGGGAUAAUCCGAGAAUCUCAACCAUGCCACUUAAGGAGCAAUUUGAGGAGCUUAUUCACAGACCACUCCACAGUUUAAGUCAAUCUAGUCUCCAGAGCUUGCGUCUUGUAGUUGUGGUUGAUGCACUUGAUGAAUGCGAUCGUGAUGAUGAUAUUAAAGUCAUCCUCCAGCUCUUGCCACGAGUUCAGGAUGUCAACUCUCUUUGUUUACGAUUUUUCAUUACCAGCCGACCCGAGCUGCCUCUUCGAUUAGGCUUCAAUGCAAUUGACCAUCGUGACCUAAUCCUCCAUGAGGUACCCAAGCCUAUAAUAGAACGUGAUAUCUCGAUGUUCUUAAAAGAAAAAUUUGUUUCGAUAAGGCACACUCGAUCCCUCUCUUCAGACUGGCCUGGCUAUGUGAAUGCCCAACGCCUUGUUACCAUGUCAGUCCCGUUAUUUAUCUUUGCUGCCACGAUAUGUCGUUUAUUUGAGGAUUACAAUCUCGAUCCCGCGCAGUGUCUCACCGAGAUCCUCAAAUACCAGAAUCAUGAGUCAAAGUUGGAUGGAACAUAUCUGCCAGUGCUGGACCGCCUGGUCUCUAAAUACAAUGGAAAAACACAAAAGCAGUUGAUUCAGGGGGUCCGAGAAGUUGUCGGCACAAUUAUUCUUCUUGAGAGCCCAUUAUCAUUUACAUCCCUCUCAAAGUUCAUGGGAAUCUCCACGCAGUCCAUCCCUGCCAGACUGAACUCACUGCACUCUGUCCUGUAUAUACCGAAUAAUGACAUACUACCAGUGAGGCUCUUCCAUCAAUCGUUUCGAGACUUUCUUCUUGACCCCAGCACUCGCGGAAAAACUCCAUUUUGGGUUGAUGAGAAGGAAAUGAACCAGACAAUAUUUAUCUCGUGUCUUUCUGUCAUGCGCGAGUACCUCAAGAAGAACAUAUGCAGACUUGGAAGCUAUGGAACUAAGCGCAGCGAUAUCAAUCACAAGUCUAUUGACCACUAUUUACUACCAGAGCUGCAGUAUUCCUGUCGCUAUUGGAUUCACCAUUUAGCUCGAAGCAACGACCCGAUGAGCCAGGUUAAUGAUAUCUUAACAUUCCUAAAAGAGCACUUCCUUCAUUGGCUGGAGUCAAUGAGCAUUUUAGGGAUAACACCUGAAGCAAUAAUUGCAGUGAAUUCUUUGCUCCAGCUGACCAAAGAUACAUCCAGUAAUGAGAUGUACGUCUUUCUCUUAGAUGCGCGAAGAUUUAUCCUAAAAUUUGCACAAAUUGUUGAUACGGCACCAUUGCAAUUGUACAGCUCUGGCCUGAUUUUUGCACCACAUAGAUCCUUGAUCAAAGAGAGCUUUGAGAGAGAACUUCCUGCUUGGUUAUCCAGAGGUCCAAAGGUAGAAGAAUAUUGGGAUCCAGAGAUGCAAACGCUCGAGGGCCAUUCUGGCUCGAUUCACUCGGUCGCCUUUUCAAAUAACGGGCAGCUGCUGGCAUCCGGCUCGGAGGACAACACCAUCAAGCUGUGGGAUGCGGCCACGGGCGCUCUCAAGCAUACAUUGGAGGGCCAUUCUGAUUCAGUCAUCUCGGUCGCCUUCUCAAACAAUGGGCAGCUGCUGGCAUCCAGCUCGUAUGACAACACCAUCAAGCUGUGGGAUGCGGCCACGGGCACUCUCAAGCAUGACAUAAGCACUGACCAUGUUGCCACCGACAUUCAAUUUUCUGAGCAGCUGCCAUUAUUGAUUACUAAUAUAGGGUCUUUCGAUAUUCGAAAUUGCUAUGAAAGCUUCUCAACUUCGUCCGAGAAGGUGAUGGAGAUUUCUCUGGCAGCAGGGCGGUGGGUCACUGUUCAGGGUCAAAGAGAGGUAUGGCUACCUCCAAAUUAUUACCCUCAGUCGUCAACGGUCAAAGACAGUACUAUUGCACUUGGGAGCACGAGCGGCAGAGUUGCCAUAAUUGCGGUCUCGGUCAUCUCUCUUAUUUUAAGGUCUCUUUUCAAAAGAAGGGUAAGGGAGACCGGGGCUCUAUAUAGCUAUCUGCAGAUUAAUAGUGUUCGCGAUGUUUCGGGCUCUAUCAUGGGGCUGGGAAACAAUUGUCAUGUGUUCGAAGGUCAGAGGAAUAUCGGAACCGGCUAUACGGGUGCGGACUGUAUGACUGUAUGA
This is a messenger RNA of Aspergillus niger, 3561 nucleotides long. RefSeq lists its product as uncharacterized. Gene Ontology annotation, biological process: nucleoside metabolic process. The coding region runs from base 1 to 3561 and encodes 1186 amino acids. The transcript has 5 exons. NCBI's taxonomy places the organism in Eukaryota, Fungi, Ascomycota, Eurotiomycetes, Eurotiales, Aspergillaceae. The record is from RefSeq and is a predicted model, not a curated record. Gene Ontology annotation, molecular function: catalytic activity; protein binding.